This is a messenger RNA of Thecamonas trahens ATCC 50062, 3442 nucleotides long. RefSeq names its product excision repair cross-complementing rodent repair deficiency. The record is from RefSeq and is a predicted model, not a curated record. The transcript has 2 exons. Bases 1 to 3132 code for a protein of 1043 amino acids. NCBI's taxonomy places the organism in Eukaryota, Apusomonadida, Apusomonadidae. Gene Ontology annotation, biological process: nucleotide-excision repair involved in interstrand cross-link repair; resolution of meiotic recombination intermediates; double-strand break repair via homologous recombination. Gene Ontology annotation, cellular component: nucleotide-excision repair factor 1 complex. Gene Ontology annotation, molecular function: damaged DNA binding; single-stranded DNA binding; single-stranded DNA endonuclease activity.
AUGAUCAUGGGCAUGGUGGUGGUGAUGAUCAUGGGCAUGGUGGCGGUGAUGAUCAUGGGCAUGGUGGUGGUGAUGAUCAUGGGCAUGGUGGCGGUGAUGAUCAUGGGCAUGGUGGCAGUGAUGAUCAUGGGCAUGGUGGUGGUGAUGAUCAUGGGCAUGGUGGUGGUGAUGAUCAUGGUAAUGACGAUGGAGAUGGUGUUGCGCGAGGCGUUCACAGAGCUCCUGGCCGAUGACGGACUGCUGGUCAUGGGCGCUGGUCUGGGCAUGGAUGACAUCAUCCGGGCCUUCCUCGAGCUGUACUCGGAGCGUGGCACACUGGUCCUGGUCAUCGGUGCGCUAGGUGAUGAUGCGGAGCGGCUGACAGAGCCGCUGAUUGGCCGGCUGUCGGGGGCAAAGGCUGCUGCUGCCUCCAUGAUCAUCCUCCCGCGGAGCAUGGACGCCAACAUGCCCGCCGCCGCCCGGGUGGCUGAGUACCUCCGUGGCGGCGUGUGCUUUGUCACCGGUCGUGUCCUGGUGGUCGACAUGCUCAAUGGAGUUGUUCCGCUAGAUCUGGUCUCGGGCAUCCUCGUUCUCCACGCGCAUCGCAUCGUCAAGACCCCGAUGGAGGCCUUUGCCCUGCAGCUCUUCCGUGCGGCCAACAAGGUUGGCUUCAUCCGGGCCUUCUCGUCGAUGCCAGGCUCGCUUGCCGCUGGCCUCAACAAGGUGGAGAAGGCCAUGAAGCUGCUGUAUGUCAAACAGCUCUUCCUCUGGCCGCGGUUCCGGCUCCUGGUCAAAGACGCCCUUGAGGAGGAUCCUCCGCAGGUCAUCGAGCUGCGGCAGCCGCUCUCGGCCGGCAUGGCCGACGUGCUCGAUGCGGUGCUGGCGGUGGUCCAAGCCCUCCUCGACGAGCUCAAGCGCGAGAACGCGCUCGACGCCACCGAGCUCACGCUCGAGUCGGCGCUGCUCGGCUCGUUCGACUCGGUCAUCCGGCGACAGCUCGAUCCGGUCUGGCACUCGACGUCGGAGAAGACGCGGGCCAUGGUGGCCGACUUGCGGACGCUGCGGAACCUGCUCGAGGUGCUCAACGUGUACGACUGUGUCUCUUUUGCCCGCUACGUCUCCUCGCUCCGCGCCUCGGAUGGCUACCUCGGCCAGCCGGCCAUCUGGCUCUUCCUCGAGGCUGCGGACAAGCUCUUCACCGCCGCGCGUCGGCGAGUGUACUCCAAGCUUCCACCGCCCAAGGACGCGCCGUCACCGGCGCCGCGCAUUGUGCCGGUCCUGGAGCCGAACCCCAAGUGGGGCCUCCUCACCUCGCUCCUCGACGAGAUCGCCGAGCUCGUUGCCGACGCCGCCGGCGCUGGCCUGGUCGGCGACCUCGGUUCCGGCGACCUCUCAUGGUCGUGUCUCGUCUUUGUCCGCGACACUCGUGUCGCCUGCCAGCUCGGCGAGGUCAUCCGCGAUGGGCCCGAGGCCAUGCUCACCCGCAAGUACGCACAGUUUAUGGAUGAGAUGGAGAGCGGCGGCGCGCCGGCGGUGGCGUCGGGUGCGGCCUUGCGCGGCGGCUUUGGCAUCCGCGCCAACACCUUUGCCGGUGGCAACGCCGCAGACUACAUCCGCUCUAAUCAGCUCCGCAAGGUCGCCGUGGCCAAGCGGACGCGGUCGGCCGCGACGCUGGCAGCCAAGGCCGGAAAAGUUGCCGCGGCAGCGGCGGCAGCCGGCACGUCCAGCCGCAAGGCCAAGCCCGCGGCGGCCUCCAAGGGCACCAAGCCCGGCUUGGCGCUGUUUGUGCCCGAAGGCGGCGGUGAGGAACGCAGCGCAGAUGCGCGUCUCGAGCUCGAGCUCGCCGAUGAGAAGCUCCGGCCGCAGCCGGAGGAUGCGCUGGAGGACCUCCAUCACGCUGAGUUUGAGGCGCAUUUUGGCCUUGAAGAGUCGCCACUGGUUCUCAUCCGCGAGAUGGACUCUCCGCUCCGCGUGCUGCGCGAGACCCAGCCGACGUUUGUCGUGCUGUACGACUAUGACAUUGCGGCCGUGCGCGCGCUCGAGGUGUACAAAGCCGAACGGCCGCAGCUCCCGCUGCGGGUCUACAUCCUGUUCUACGAGAACUCUGUGGAGAAGCAGACAUACCUGUCAUCACUCAAGCGCGAGCGGGCAGCGUUUGAAAAGCUCAUCCGGACCAAGGCCAUCAUGGUGGUGCCCGAUGACCAGGAUGGGAAGACCGUGCGCGAGGGCGAGUCGCGGGCGCAGGCGGCGGCAUCGGCAUCGCUGGCGCGAUCAUCGCGCCGGUCGUCGAUCUUGCCCAAGUCGCUCGCGCAGAUGCGGGCGAGCGAAGCGCGGGCCGGCGGGCAAAUUGUAGUCGACCUGCGCGAGUUCCGGUCUGCGCUCCCGUGGCUGGUCUACCAGGCCGGGAUGCGGGUGGUGCCGGCGACGCUCGAGGUCGGCGACUUUGUGCUCUCGCCGGACGUGGCUGUGGAGCGCAAGUCGAUUCCGGACCUGUACUCGUCGUUCAAGUCUGGGCGGCUUUACACGCAGGCGCAGGCCAUGUCGCGGUUCUACGCGCACCCUGUGCUCCUCAUCGAGUUUACCGACGAUCGCGUGUUCUCGCUCCAGGCGCGGACGGACAUUCCACACGACAUCCACGUCUCCAACAUCAUCUCCAAGCUCGCGCUCCUCAUUCUGCACUUUCCGCGGCUCCGCAUCGCGUGGGCGCGCAAUCCACACCACUCGGCAGCCAUGUUUGCGGCGAUCAAGCGGCACCGGACUGAGCCCGACGCGGCGAUUGCCACGGCGGUGGGCACCGACCCGAGCGCGCUGAGCGCCGAGGCCGAGGCUGCCGCGUACGACCACGAGGCGCGAACGAUUCUGGAAAAGCUGCCCGGAAUCACGCAGCACAACAUCCAGCACGUGAUGAGCUCUGUUGAGUCGCUAGCAGAGCUCGCGCGCAAGAGCCGCACCGAGCUCGAGGCGCUGAUGGGCAAGGCCAAUGGCGACAAGCUGUACAAGUUUAUGCACACGGUGGCCCAGCCCGAGGCGGCGAGCCUUGAGCCCAACGCACGGGUGACGGCGGCGGCGCGACGGCGGACGCGAAAGCGGCGGAUCUCGGCCAAGGCCGCUUCUUGGGCUGGCAAGCCGGCCAAGUCGGCCAAGCGUGGGUGAGAGUGUCAUGCGUUGUCGGGUGCGCGCUGGAGCGCCUCACCAAAGAUGAGAUAGCACUUGUCCAUGGCAAAUCCGCCGGCAAGCAUAGGCAUGUUCGGAGUGAGGAGCGCGAGUGAGUUGCGGAGCUUGCGCGAGUUGUCCGACGCCGAGGCGGGUGCGGAUGCAGAAGCGCUGGCGGUGGUGGCGGUGGCGGUAGAGUCGGGCGCAGGCUGGCGGGCGUCGGCGUCGGUAUCUUGGUCCGAGCCUGUCGACGAGACCACAAGCUGGCGGACCAUGCGGUCGGCCGGCGAGGGUGCAGCGUCAAGUGAAG